GGCAUGAGCUGCAGUGAGUCACAGGAUUACUGCGUCUGCUUCUCCUGCGCUCUCUCUCUCUCUCACACACACACACACACACACACACACACACCUCUAAAGACGUCUUCAGAUGGGCAGCGGCUGCUUCUUCACUCACUCUCUCUCUCUACAGAAUGAGGAAUAAACAGACUUUACUUCUUCUGCUGUCUCUCUGUGUGUGUACGGGCAAAUCUGAUUUCGCACCGUAUUUCUAUGAUAAUGGAUCUGGCAGCAACAACGGAAACAUGGCGCUGUUCAGUAUCGCUGAAGACACGGCUGUGGGGACUCAUGUGUACACGCUGAAUGGCUCCGACCCAGAAGGGGAACCCGUGACCUAUGGCAUGACCUUUGAUAAGGGAUCCAGAGAGUGUUUCAGUGUUGAGCCCAAAUCAGGGAAUGUGACGCUCGUGGAAAGUCUGGACAGAGAGGUUCAGGAUGAGAUCGCCGCAUGCGUGACCAUCACAGAUGGAAGAAACAAGGUGGUAGAAAAUGUUCGAGUGUUUAUCACAGAUGUUAAUGACGAAAAGCCUGAGUUUUUAAAUCGACCCUUUAUAGUGGAUGUCCCUGAGGACAUUCCCUCGGGCAGCAGCUUCUACAGAGUCCAGGCCGUCGACAGAGACAUCGGCUCCGGGGGAAGUGUUUCCUACUUCCUGCAGUCCAGCAGUAAGUUCAGCAUCGACGGUCACAGUGGCGUUCUGCGCGUCAGACCCGGUGAAUCGCUGGAUUACGAACUCGCCAGGACUCAUUUUGUCACUGUUGUUGCAAAGGACGGAGGAGGUAAAUAUCAUGGGAAAUACCAGGUCAUGACCUCGACAGCCAUCGUAACCAUCAAUGUCCUUGACAUCCAGGAUUCUCCUCCAGUGUUUGUUGGGACUCCGUAUUUUGGAUUUGUCUAUGAAGUCUCUGUACCAGGUUCAGAGAUAUUCACUGUUUUUGCCAAAGACGGGGACCAGAACAACCCCAAUCCCGUCCAUUACUCCGUCCUCAAUGGCAGCGACGGCUUCUUCAUCAUCAACAGCACCAGUGGGACGAUCAGCCUGACGUCAUUUCCAGUACAGCUGAGGAAUGAGUUAUACGAGUUAAAAGUCAAGGCUUCAGAGGUUGGGCCUGACCGUGGGUUUGUGGACUUCUCGGUGACCACAGUCACGAUUCGUGUGGUGGACCUGAACAACCACCCGCCCACCUUCUACGGCGAGAGCGGGCCCCAGAGCCGCUUCGAGCUGACCAUGUACGAACACCCGCCGGAGGGAGAGAUCCUCCGAGGCCUGAAGAUCACGGUCAACGACUCGGACCAGGGAGCGAACGCUAAGUUCCGGCUGUUUCUGGCGGGACCGUCUCGAGUUCUGCGUGUGGUUCCUCAGACGGUUCUCAACGAAGCCCAAGUCACCGUCAUCGUGGAAAACUCAACCGCCAUCGACUACGAGAAAUACCAGUUCUUAACAUUCAAGCUGCUGGCGGUCGAGAUCGACACUCCGGAGCGCUUCAGUGCCACCGCGGACAUCGUGAUCAAUCUUCUGGACACCAACGACAACGUUCCAAAGUUCUCCUCAGAGUUUUACAUCGCCAGGAUCCCGGAAAACUCCCCUGGAGGAUCCGACGUCGUCUCCGUGACCGCCGCCGACCCCGACUCAGGGCUCUGGGGUGAAGUGAAAUACUCCAUCUACGGCUCUGGUGCAGAUCUGUUUCUCAUUCACCCCACGUCUGGCAUCAUUUACACGCAGCCCUGGGCCUCCUUAGAUGCUGAAGUCAAGUCCAAAUAUAAUUUCUAUGUAAAAGCUGAAGACACUGAGGGGAAAUACAGCCUUGCAGAGGUUUUCGUCACUGUGCUCGACCAAAAUGACCAUCGGCCUGAGUUCAACCAGAACUUCCUGGAAAAGACCAUGAUCAUCGGGGCGCCGGUGCAAAUACAGGCUGUGGAUGAGGACGCAGAGGAACCCAAUAACAUCAUUGAAUAUUCCAUCAUGAAAGCCGAUCCAGACGACAUCUUCGACAUUAACUCGUCCACGGGAGAGAUUAAGCUCAAGCCGUACAUCAGGUCUAUGGAGAUCGUGCAGAACAUCACCAGACAGAAGGACUGCAGGUGGUCAGUUCUGGUCCAGGCCCGGGAUCGAGGCUCUCCGUCCUUCAGCACCACAGCGGUCGUGAACAUCGACAUCACCGAGCCGAAUGGGCUCAAAGGGCCCAUGGCCAUGUUUCUAAUGCAGAGCCGAGAGAAUCCACUGAAAGCCCUUGGCCUGGCGGUCGGCUUCAUCUCUGUUAUGGUUUUGGUCACAGUUUUGAUCUCCACUCUUCUGUUCUUUCGCAACACAAAGUCCAAUAGGAUCAGGCCAGCUCGCCGCAUCAUUCGCAGGAGGGCCAAAGAGCCUCAGCACUGGAGCUUCAGGCCAGCGUUCGGACACGACCGCAACCAUGAUGAGGAUGAUGAAGACACGAGUGACAAGCCCAAGGGAAACAACGGCAGCUCCAGAACCAAGCGACCCAUUCCCAGUGCUCCAGUCCUCCCUCCUCCUCCUCCAGCAGCGACUGGGCCGACCGGGCCUCAGCGGAACCAGCGGGGCCAUCAGCGGGACUCAGUGUCCGGGCCGACCGGGCCUCGGCGGGACCAUCAGCGGGACCAGCGGGACGUGCCCUCAGUGUCCGGGUCCAUCAGUCGCACAGACGGCGCCGGCAUCAGCUCUGCUCUCGUUUCGGAGCUGAAAAUGAGAAUAGAACAGAAAAUUAUUGAGGCAAAUCGAGGUUAUUAUUACUGACACACUGACGCAAUCCACAUGGGUUACGUGUGUGUUUGAUGGACCGAACGCUUGAUGUCACAAGCAGCUCUUGAAGAAUGUUUAUUUAUUAUUGUGUGAAAGUGCUAAAGUGUUUCUGUUUUUCAACAUGGCGUACAGUCUUUAUAAUUAUAUGAUCUGGCUUGUAUUCUAAAAAAAAAAGUCAUAAAAAUGCUAAGUAACUUGCUAAUACCGGUCUAUGCACAUAUGUGUCUGUAAGCAGAAAGCGUUUCAGUAAUGUACACCUCAGACCUGCUGCUCUUAGAGCCGUUCAUGCUUUAGUUCUGGUGAUUAGCUCCAUACUGCCAUCUUUAGGUUUCAUUCCAUUCAGUCUAAACUAAACCUAUCUAAUCCCCCAAACGACACUCUCCGUCCAUCGUUAUUCGAUAGAUUUACAUCCGGCUGUCUGGCUGCAUUUCUUCUUUGAACAACUUCUGCCUUGAGGAUCUUCAGUGAAAGUUUAUGGCUGUACAGACAUCUGAAACCAGACUCUCUCAUCUAGUUAUUGCUUUUUGUUAUUACUAUUUUUUAUUGUUUUGUAAAGAAUUUUUCACUGAUAUUUUGAAAGUGAUUUAAAAGCAGAUAAAAAUCCAUGUGCUAUGUGUACGGCAUAUCAAAAUGUCAAGUGUGUUUAUUAUGUGAACUCUGUGCUUUUAAUCCAUUUAGAAAUAAAACAUUUUUAAGGUGUUAUUUAAAAAUGAAAAAAUAAAAUGAAAAAAUUGUCUAAUGUC
Messenger RNA from Pimephales promelas (fathead minnow), 3520 nucleotides. RefSeq names its product cadherin-related family member 1a. Gene Ontology annotation, molecular function: beta-catenin binding; cadherin binding; calcium ion binding. Gene Ontology annotation, biological process: calcium-dependent cell-cell adhesion; adherens junction organization; multicellular organism development. Gene Ontology annotation, cellular component: adherens junction; plasma membrane; catenin complex. Lineage: Eukaryota; Metazoa; Chordata; Actinopteri; Cypriniformes; Leuciscidae. The record is from RefSeq and is a predicted model, not a curated record.